UGACAUCCUCCAACUUGGCAACACUUUGGAGGAUAAACUAUUCCCGAUACUCGGCUACUGGCUAAUCACGGCUCUUGUAAGUACUGCCUAUUUUUGUAGUCGAUCAUUCUUGUGAGGGUAGGUGAGGCGACUUUCGUCAGUGACAGAAGCACCUUCCAAAGCAUAACCAGACAAACCACAGCAACUUGGUCUACUCUACCAACCAGUUUCGAAUUGUUUUCACUUACCACUCCUGCCUCUCUGUUUUUCCUCGUGAACACCAUACCAAAAUCAACACCAAGAAACAACAGCAACAAUGGGCCGCCCACCCCUCUCCGAGAACCGGACCAUGUCCAUCCUCAACAAAGCCAAAGCUGGCGGCUACGCCGUGCCCGGCAUGUGCUGCUACAACAUCGAAUCCAUCAUCGCGACCGUCAAGGCCGCCGAGGCCGCCAAAUCUCCAGCCAUGGUCCUCCUCUUUCCCUGGGCCAUCCAGUACGCGGGCGACUCGCUCGUGAAAGCCGCCGCCGACGCCGCCCACAGCGCCAGCGUGCCCGUGUCGCUGCACCUGGACCACGCGCAGACGCCCGAGCUGGUGCGCCGCGCCGCCGACAUCCCCGACGGCUUCGACAGCAUCAUGUGCGACAUGAGCCACUACGAAAAAGAGGAAAACCUCAAGCUCACGGCCGAGCUGGUGCAGUACUGCCACGAGCGCGGCAUCGCCGCGGAGGCGGAGCCCGGGCGCAUCGAGGGCGGCGAGGACGGCGUGGCGGAGACGGCGGAUUUGGAAGGGCUCUUGACGACCCCCGAGGAGGCUGAGGAGUUUGUCAAUACGGGCAUUGAUAUGUUGGCUCCGGCGUUUGGAAACGUGCAUGGCGAGUAUGGCCCUAGGGGCAUCCAGUUGGAGUAUGACCGUCUGCAGGCUAUCAAUGACCGGGUGGGUGAGAGGGUUAGGCUGGUGUUGCAUGGUGCGGAUCCGUUUGAUGAGGAGAUCUUUAGGAAGUGCAUGGCUGGUGGUGUGACGAAGGUCAACAUCAACAAGGGGAUGAACAAUCACUAUGCGAGGGUUCAGGAUGAGAUGAAGGGGAAGCCGUUGACGAGCGUGAUUGAGGCCGGGACCAAGGCGAUGCAGGUGGCUAUUGAGCAGUAUAUGCACUGGUUGGGAAGUGCUGGGAAGGCUUAACGGUGCUUGUAGAUACUUACAUGUUAGAUGAAGCCGGAGCCAGGCUGCGUAAGCUUCGUGUCAAUCCUGCACGCUCCAUUGAAGACCA
This is a messenger RNA of Neurospora tetraspora, 1250 nucleotides long. Its product is annotated as ketose-bisphosphate aldolase. Bases 296 to 1162 code for a protein of 288 amino acids. The transcript has a single exon. Lineage: Eukaryota; Fungi; Ascomycota; Sordariomycetes; Sordariales; Sordariaceae. Gene Ontology annotation, molecular function: zinc ion binding; aldehyde-lyase activity. The record is from RefSeq and is a predicted model, not a curated record. Gene Ontology annotation, biological process: carbohydrate metabolic process.